AUGGAGGACGGGCACAACAUCGAAGCCACGGACGCCAACAACCACCCCUACUCACCUGCCCCUGACAAGGGCAAGCUCAUGAUGGCCAUUCUCCGCGGCGAGACGCCGCCCUCUUCCCACCCCGAGCCCGACGCCUCGACGCCCGGGCACGGCGGCGAUAACGACGAGCACGGCGGCUCCGUUCCCAGGGGCCGUGACCGUGGCGAGGAGGCAGCAACAGACGCCGCGCUGCUCAAGCUUCUCCGGGACGACACCGACCUCAAGCUCUGGCUCGAGUUCACUCGCUACUUUGACCUCGGACACCGCGAGCACGUCCUCGAGGGGCUGAAGAAGCUUCGCGCCGUGGAGGAGGAGCGCGAGAAGCUCCUCCAGGAACUCCACUACACCACGGCUGCCGUCUCGGGAUCCGUCUUCGGACCGCCGUGUACCCCUGGGUCAUACUUCACCUUGGCGACGUCAUCCCCCGUUGCUCGCAGCAUCGACCCCCGGCGCAGGGCGUCCACCUCCACGGCCCAGUCCCUCUUCAAAGGGUACCCUUCCAGUGCCGCGGGGAUCUCGACGGCCGCGGAGCCGCCUUCCGGACAGGCCACCGGCUCGCAGCAGCAGCAGAUGUCUUCUACUGCGCCGUACAAAGAAAACAAAGACUCGCGCUUCUUCCUGGUCAAGUGCUUCAACACGUCCAACGUGUACAUGUCCCAGCGAGACGGCUUGUGGGUGACGCAGGCCAAGAACGGCCCUACUUUCACUGAGGCCUUCCAGCAGUGCGAAAGCGUGCUGCUCUUCUUCUCCAUCAACAAGUCGCACGGCUUCCAGGGCGUGGCCCGCAUGGUCAGCGCCCCCGACGCGUCCAUCCCCAAGCCCGACUGGAUCGCCAACGUCAACCUCAGCGCCGUCACGCACCCGUUCCGCGUCGACUGGAUCGUCCGGUCCGAGGCCGACUUUGACCGCUUCGCCGGCCUGCGCAACCCGCUCAACGAGGGGCGCUGCGUCGUCAUCGGCCGCGACGGGCAGGAAUACCCCGCGCGCGUCGGCCGCAGGAUGAUGGAGCUGAUGAUGCAAGCUGCCGCUGCUGCUGCCAACAACCCCAACAAUGCCGCUGACGAGAACAACAGCAACAACUACAGCAACAUGAAUGCCACCAUCAUGGGUUCUCCUCCUCAUCCUCACCCCGGUAAGAUGCGGGCCCACGUAUUAUUCAACGUCUCGUCGUCGUCUGCAGCCCCCGACGGCCGUUGGGCGGCGCCGCCCAAGCACGAGCUCAACAAGCCCAGGGAGACGCGCGGACGGAGCGACUCGCCCCCCCACAGCGUGAACAAGACGCGCACGCUGCGUGACUGGCGCCAGCGUGACGGCACAUCGCCAAAGUCCCUGUCGCGUGUCGAGGCGGAACCUCCAGCUGGCCCUGAGCCCGCUGAUCAGCCAGUGCCGCCGCCCGCCUCUGACGCGGGCUCGUGUCGUUCAGGCAACUCAAAGUCUACCUACCUCAUCGACGUGUGA
Messenger RNA from Purpureocillium takamizusanense, 1497 nucleotides. RefSeq lists its product as uncharacterized. Gene Ontology annotation, biological process: regulation of alternative mRNA splicing, via spliceosome; mRNA splicing, via spliceosome. Gene Ontology annotation, molecular function: mRNA binding; N6-methyladenosine-containing RNA reader activity. The coding region runs from base 1 to 1497 and encodes 498 amino acids. The transcript has 4 exons. Gene Ontology annotation, cellular component: nucleoplasm. Lineage: Eukaryota; Fungi; Ascomycota; Sordariomycetes; Hypocreales; Ophiocordycipitaceae. The record is from RefSeq and is a predicted model, not a curated record.